CACCCCAUAUAACUCGAGAUAUCCACCUCGAACCCACCACCACUCCAUCUCGCUCGCGGUCGUCUCCUUUCCUCUGAUCCCUUUCUCUCCUCUACUCAUCCUUUCUCUUUCGUCUCGCCAGAUUCGAUUAGUCGAUCGAUCGGCCCGCUUUACAACAGCAGAGGAGUGGAUCGAUCAGGAUAACAUUUCCACUGCAACCACAUCUGGUUAGUAGCGAUGAGGGAGGAGGAGGAGGAGGAAGAGAACAACUGGUUCGCUCGCUGGGAGGAGCAGCUGCCGUCGCCCGAGGAGCUCAUGCCACUCUCCCAGACCCUCAUCACCCCAGAGCUCGCCCUCGCCUUCGACAUCACCGCCGCCGGCGCCGCCAAUGGCAAUCUCAACCCCGCCCUCUUUCCCCAGCCGCCGGCCCCGCCCCAGCCCGCCGCUUGCUCCCACCCGGCCCCGCCUCUCUCCUCCGAUUUCGAGUCCUCCGCCUCGGCCGCCGCCGGAAGCGGCGGGGGCGACGAGCCGGCGCGGACCCUCAAGCGGCCGCGCCUCGUCUGGACGCCGCAGCUUCACAAACGGUUCGUGGACGCCGUGGCCCACCUUGGUAUCAAGAACGCCGUCCCCAAGACCAUAAUGCAGCUGAUGAGCGUGGACGGGCUCACCCGCGAGAACGUGGCCAGCCACCUCCAGAAGUACCGCCUCUACCUCAAGCGCAUGCAGGGCCUCAGCACCUCUGGCGGCGGCCCGAUUUCCGCCGCCGACGCCGCCACCGACCAGCUCUUCGCCAGCGCCCCCGUGCCACACCAGUUCCUCAGCCGCGGGCCGGCCGCGGGUCCCGAGCCGUUCCUGCCGUACGUGCCGACGGCAGCGCUGCAGCACCAGCAGCAGAUCACGGCGGCCAUGCAGCAACAGCAGCAUCAGCAGCAGUACUACCACCAGAGGCAUCUGGGGCAUUUCGGAUCGUCAACGGGUGGGUUUGACCACGGAUUCCUGAAUCGGGGAAUGCCGCAACCAGCGAUGCAUCAGAUGGUAGGACCGGCCCCGGGGACGGGGUUUCUGCAGUUGACACCGCCACCGGCCGCUCUAUCCGUGGACGAUUUGGAGCCUGCCAGAAGAGAAGACGGCAGUGAGAGGAAGGUGCUGACGCUUUUUCCCGACCGAUGAGCAUCUGCAUACAUGUUUGCUACGCUCAUGUAGUAACCACUCUUCGCCGGGCGCAUCCUCAUCAGUCUCUUCGACACUCUGUCUCCUACCUCCGUGUCGCCGUGCACUCUGCAGCCCGCUAACAGAGCUCCCAGUAUGGCCUCAUCCGGCUCCAUCGGCAUCUCCGCCACGAACCUCUCCGCCUCCACCAACCGGCCGGCCUUCGCCAACGCGUCGGCCACACAGGCGAAAUGCUUCAGCUCCGGCUCUAUGCCACACUGUCUCAUCGAACCAAAGAAACCCCAUGCCUUCUCCACAAGCCCUCCAUGCCCGCACGCCGACAGCACCCCAAGAAAAGUUACCGAAUUUGGCUGUAUCCCUUGCGUGCACAUUUCGUCGAACAGCUUCAGGGCAACAUCUGCAUGGCCGUUCAGUCCGUGGCCGAGUAUCAGAGCGGUCCAUGAGAUCACAUCCCGGGCGGGCAUGCCAUGGAAGACCCUCUCGGCGGCGCCAAAAUCUCCGGACUUCACGUACAUGUCCACGAGAGCAUUGCAUAAUGCCAACGGCGACCCUAAGCCCCGACGAACGCAACAGGCGUGCGCACUCUUCCCGUGCCUGAUCGAUCCCGACUGCCCGCAGGCCAACAGCAAGCUCACCAACACCACAUGGUCAAGUUGCAGCCCACCGUCCACCAUCUUCCUGAAGAACGCCAAGGCUGACGCCGAAUCCCCGUUCUGGGCAUACCCCGACAGCAUCGACGUCCACAACACCGCGUCCUUCUCCGGCAUUCCAUCGAACAGCUGUCGUGCGUCGGAUGUCCGCGACAGUGCCAUGUAGAAGAAGACCAACGCCGAGGCGACGAAGAUGCUGCUCUCUGCUCCCGACUUGACGGACACGCCGUGGACGGACAUUCCGGCGGCGGCGUCGCUCGAGCCGGCGCAGGAGCGGAGGACGGGCGGGAAGGUGAACUCGUCGACGGGCACGCCGGAGGAGCGCAUCCUGUGGAAGAAGCCGAUGGCUUCGAGGGGGCGGCCGGAGCGGGAGAGCUCGGCGAUGAGGGUGUUCCAGGAGUGGGAAUUGCGGCGGGGCAUGUGGAGGAAGACGGAGAGGGCGCAGGGGAGGAGGCGGCGACGACGGGAGUAGGAGAGGAGGAGCUUGGAGGAGAGGAUGACGUUGGAGAAGAGGCCGGUGCGGAGGAGGCGGGCAUGGAGGUGGCGAAAGUGGCGAAGGGAGGGGGAGAUAUGGAGGAGGUGAAAGUAGUAGGAGAGGAGGUUGGCGGCGUCGGUCAUGCUGAUGCGCAUGGCUUCUGCCACGCGCGGCUGGACCGAUGCAACUUAGCAUGGCCAGUCCCGUCCUUAAUUGUCGUGCAACAACGCAUGGAAUGAGGCGAACUCUGCAUCAAUUGUCGUGCAACAACGCAUGGAAUGAGGCGAACUCUGCAUCAAUCAAAAUGGCGAAGCUUUCUAUUACA
Musa acuminata AAA Group (dessert banana) is the source of this 2599-nucleotide messenger RNA. Its product is annotated as transcription factor MYBC1. NCBI's taxonomy places the organism in Eukaryota, Viridiplantae, Streptophyta, Magnoliopsida, Zingiberales, Musaceae. The record is from RefSeq and is a predicted model, not a curated record. The transcript is spliced from 2 exons. Gene Ontology annotation, biological process: regulation of DNA-templated transcription. Gene Ontology annotation, molecular function: DNA binding; DNA-binding transcription factor activity. Bases 217 to 1149 code for a protein of 310 amino acids.